Messenger RNA from Hypoxylon trugodes, 1140 nucleotides. RefSeq lists its product as uncharacterized. Gene Ontology annotation, molecular function: serine-type endopeptidase activity. The record is from RefSeq and is a predicted model, not a curated record. Bases 89 to 907 code for a protein of 272 amino acids. Gene Ontology annotation, cellular component: membrane. Gene Ontology annotation, biological process: retrograde vesicle-mediated transport, Golgi to endoplasmic reticulum. The transcript is spliced from 2 exons. NCBI's taxonomy places the organism in Eukaryota, Fungi, Ascomycota, Sordariomycetes, Xylariales, Hypoxylaceae.
UGGAUUUGAUUCAUUGUUGCGCAAUUGACACAACACCUACAAUGCUCUAGUAGCUAUCGCAGACCGAGCUUGAGGUAUUGCCGACACAAUGUCCUUCACGAAUGCGCCGGUUACGCGCAACCUGGUGUACGGCAUCAUUGGGUUAUCGAUAGCUGCCAGUCUUCUUGACAUCAAGCAUUACUUCUAUAUCCUAGUCGAUCUACACCUUUGGCGAUUCCAUCAGACAUGGAGAGUCCUCAUCUACCAACUUUGCUACACCAAUUCGGCUGAAGUACUAUUCGCUGCUAUGACUCUGUACAACAUGAGGGCUGUCGAGAGGAUGUGGGGAUCGAGGAAAUUUGCUAGCUUUAUCUUUGUUACCUUCUCAUUAACAAGCGUACUGCCACCCGUAUCUUUGGCGUUCUUCCUAAGACCACUUACAUUGGGUCUCUUCAAUUACCUCCCCGCCGGGCCGACACCCAUAAUAUUUGCAAUCUUAGCCCAAUAUCAUGCGAUGAUUCCACCGGUUUACAAGUAUAAGCUUGCGACUUCGCUAUCCGCGCAAGCAGAUGAUCAGGCACAGGGUAUCACAUUUUCUGACAAAUCGUACCGAUACCUGUUGGCAUUCCAGUUGGCCCUUUUUCAGUGGCCCGGAUCUCUACUCGGCGCAGCGGUUGGCUGGGCAGUAGGCAUGGCAUGGAGAACGGAAGUUGUACCACCUAGAUUAAUACGAUGGCGACUCCCAGGAUGGGUUGUAGGAAUACGAACACAAAGGAGAAGUCAAGAAUUUGAAGGGUUACGCAGGAGACUUGAAGGAGAAAAUGCAUCGACAGCCUCGGCAUCUGGUGUACAGAGCCAAGCUGGAGGGGAAGGAAGACGCAGGACGAUGGGUCAGCAAGUCAUGGAUCAGUUCCGCGGGGCAUUCUAGACAUGUCGGCUCAUAGAUGGACCAGCAAGAAAAGAAACAGAAAAAAAAAAAAAAAAGAAUAAGACAAAGACAAAAAAAAACAAAAGAAAAAAACCACCAAAUUCGAUUAUCACUUAACCAUGGACCCCAUCGCAUCGUCGUUGGCCCAUAAUCAUAAAUUAGGACUUACUGCGGCUGGGUUAUACUCUAAUUAUUGGAAUAACCUUUCUUGCCUGAGAAGGAUGGUUAUAGGG